UAAGGCACAUGAUUGUUGAACUUUAAAAAGAUGAACCUUUCAAAAGAUGUUUUUAUACACAUUAUGAUUUUAUGAUUUCUUGUAUAAAUAGGGGUUUUGCUAAAAUUAUAUGAAUUUAUAUUGAUAGAUUUUUGAGUCCACUUAAAAUAAGAACAAUAUUUAUCUUGUGAUAUGUUAUGAUCUAAUUUUAGCUUUACUUACCUUAUUUAAUACACGUUUUAGGAAAAUGGAAACAUUCCCACAGCUGUUUUCGCUAGUGACCUUGGCUAACAAAUUUCGGCGUAUGCAGAGGUGUAUAAAACCCAUUUUACCCGAAUUGCGAGGGUUAGUAUCUACUAAGAUUCCUCUCAAAAAGACUAACAAUGCGCUGCAGGAUUCUGGUGUUGUGUGGUCUAAUUUGCCUCUUUGUCGUUUUGGCAGAGGCAAGACAGAGGAAAGUAAACCGUUCUGGAUCAGGAUCCAGAUCCUUGGCAGCCAGGAGUGGAACCAGGGUUCAGCAAAGUAAUGCCCGUCGAGGAGGCAGACUGGCUGCCAGAUCAAAGAAUCUCAGGAGACGCCGACUGAAUGCGACCAAAAAAAACAGAAGGCGACGUAAUUUGGCCAAGAAGUCAGGUCGCAGAACGAAAGCCAAGUCAGACGUUAGCAGUGGUUCGAGUUUUUCUACAAUACCACUGGACUUCCAACAGAAUUUCGUGAGAACCACCGACAACCUGCGAUCGGAGAAGUCCUUUUUGGCCCAACGCUAUGGAUUUAGUUUUGCCAGGACUUCUGGCACCGCAACCCUGAAGAACACGGCGAACAUGGAGUACUCCUGCAAAUUGAACAUUGGCACACCCAAGCAGAAGUUCAUAGUACUCCCGGAUACGGGCAGUUCGAAUCUCUGGGUGCCAGGACCGCACUGUGAAAGCAGGGCCUGCCAAAAACAUAAGCGCUAUCGCCCUAGAAAGUCCAGUACAUAUAUAAAGAACGGCAAAGCCUUUGCCAUUACCUAUGGUGACGGUAGUGUGGCAGGAGUCCUGGCCGAAGACACUGUGAGAUUGGCCGGACUGGCGGUUACCAAUCAGACCUUUGCGAUGACCACUAAGGAACCGGGUUCCACCUUCGUGACGUCCAACUUCGACGGUAUACUGGGUCUGGCCUUCCCGUCCAUUUCCGUGGAUAAUGUCAAGACCUUGGUGCAGAACAUGUGCUCGGAGAAGGUGAUCACCAGUUGCAGGUUUGCCAUUUGCAUGAAGGGCGGCCGCAGUUCGUCGCGAGGUGGAGCCCUGAUUUUUGGUAGCGCCGAUACCAGUGCUUACAGUGGAUCGAAUAGCUACACAUACACUCCGGUGACCAAAAAGGGAUACUGGCAGUUUGACCUGCAGGCCAUCUACGUGGGCGGCACCAAAGUGAGUGGCUCCAUACAGGCGAUAGUGGACUCCGGAACCUCGCUGCUCACAGCUCCCACAAGACUGUACAACAAGAUCAACAAGAUCAUCGGCUGCACUGAGACCUCUAGCGGGGAGUGUUGGAUGAAGUGCUCGAAGAGAAUAGCCGACCUCACGUUGGUCAUAGCGGGCAGAAAGUUCGUAAUCUACGGACAGAAGAUGAAGAUGAAGGUGAGAACCAUCAGGGGCAAGACCAUUUGCAUAUCGGCCUGGACCGAAGCGGAAGGCGAACCAGUGAUCCUCGGCGAUGCCUUCAUCAGGCAUUUCUGCACGGUGUUCGACUUGACAAACAAUCGCAUCGGAUUCGCUGCCACCACUUCGUCCACUUAGGCUUACUCUUUUGCCAACAUGUACUUAAUACAUAACUGAUCUCAAAUAAAAGGUCAUUAUAAAUCUAA
Messenger RNA from Drosophila elegans, 1825 nucleotides. RefSeq names its product cathepsin D. Bases 363 to 1757 code for a protein of 464 amino acids. The transcript has a single exon. Lineage: Eukaryota; Metazoa; Arthropoda; Insecta; Diptera; Drosophilidae. Gene Ontology annotation, molecular function: aspartic-type endopeptidase activity. Gene Ontology annotation, biological process: proteolysis; cell death. The record is from RefSeq and is a predicted model, not a curated record. Gene Ontology annotation, cellular component: lysosome.